Trichoderma aggressivum f. europaeum is the source of this 768-nucleotide messenger RNA. RefSeq lists its product as uncharacterized. The coding region runs from base 1 to 768 and encodes 255 amino acids. Gene Ontology annotation, cellular component: cytoplasm. The transcript is spliced from 4 exons. The record is from RefSeq and is a predicted model, not a curated record. Gene Ontology annotation, molecular function: oxidoreductase activity. Lineage: Eukaryota; Fungi; Ascomycota; Sordariomycetes; Hypocreales; Hypocreaceae.
AUGGCGAGUGUUUUAGUAACCGGAGGUGGGCGUGGGCUUGGGCUCGGGCUUGUUCGUUUGCUGGCAACACUACCAGUAUCGACUAUCUCCAAGGUAUUCGUUACUACAAGAGGAAGCCCGUCGCAAGAUUUACGAAAAGUCAUCGAGACCGCUGGCGGACGAGUCAUUAAUGUCGAAUGCGAAGUUGUCGACGCGGCAAGCGUUAAGCGUGCCGCGGUUGAGGUGGAGGGGAAGCUUGGAGGCGAAGGGUUAGAUAUCUUGAUCAAUAACGUUGCUAUGAGCGGAAAUUAUCCACAAGGCAUUCGCAACAUGGCAGCCGAAGAAAUGCUACAGGAAUUCAACGUCAACGUCGCUUCAACACACAGGGUUACUGCUACAUUCAUUCCUUUGUUACAACAAGGAAAGCAAAAGAAGAUUGUCAUGAUAUCAUCAUCUGCAGGCUCAAUUGCAUGGGCAAACCGGUACUCCUUUUCGCCUUCAUAUGCAUACAAAAUCACAAAGUCUGCAAUGAACAUGAUGACGGUCCAAUACGCCAUUGAAUAUGAGAAGGAUGGAUUUACAUUUUUGACAAUAUCCCCCGGCUGGCUGAAAACUACCAUGGGUGGCGACAUGGCCGACCUUGACGUUGAGACGGGAGCCAAGGCAACAUGGGACAUUGUGAAUAAAGCUGAUGCAAGUUACAAUGGAAAAUUUUACAACAUACAUGUUCCAGGCUGGGAGCACAACGAAGGCGUAAACCAAUACGACGGACUGGAAAUCCCGUGGUAG